AUGGCAGAAGGCGGCUUCAAUAAAGUCUUCCUCCUGACGAUGGAUGACGGCAGCGAAGUCGUUGCACGUCUACCAACUCCAAUCGCCGGCCCCCAACACCUGACAACUGCGAGCGAAGUUGCCACUAUGGACUUUCUUAGAAGUGUAUUGGACAUACCAGUACCUCGAGUCCUUGGUUAUUGUGCCACGGUCGAUAACCCUAUUGGUGCCGAGUACAUCCUUAUGGAGCGGCUUCGAGGUGAUCAGCUCGGGGCUCGAUGGCUUUCACUGCCAACUCCCCAACUUGCGGACUUGAUGAGCCAGAUUGUCGAGAUUGAACGGAAACUCUUUUCCUUCAGAUUUCCCGCGUACGGCAGUCUUUAUUAUCAACAUGACACACCGGAGAAAUCUAGGGUGAAUAUUUCGACUGACAAGGGUAACUUUUGUGUCGGCCCUGUCUGCAAACGUCAAUUCUGGCAUGAUGACCGCGCAGACCUACCGCUGGACCGUGGGCCAUGUAUACCUCUGGUGCCCUCCAAAUCGGAAAUGCAAACACCAGUUUUGAGGCACCCCGAUCUAAGUUUCCCCAACAUUGUGCUUGCCCCAGGGUCAAAUAAAAUCCUGUCCAUAAUUGACUGGCAGGAUGCUGCAAUUCUUCCGCUAUUCAUGCAAGCAGGGUACCCAGCAUUUUGUGAGCAUGAAUUAUCCCAAGUGCAAACUCUGCAGAAGCCAAAACUUCCCGAUAACUAUGCUGAAAUGAAUGAGUUUGACAAGUUGCAGGCUGAUGCUAAAUUCCAAUUGGAGAAGGCAAAUUUCUUCUACACUGUCGCAACUGGGGCGCAAAACAGCUUGCAUCUAUUGGCCCUGCGCCAACCGGGCCUCGGGAUGCGGCAAUAUCUUAUUUCACAGGCUGGAUAUCCCUGGGAUGCCGAUUUGGUCAAUUUCAAGGCCGCACUUGUUGGCAUCGUGAAAAUAUGGGAUUCGAUUUCGUCUGAGCCCUGUCCCGUAUCGUUUUCUCCUGCUGACGAGGAGAAGGCACUUCAAGAUGCAUCUGAGUGGAGAGAGUGCGCCGAGAUCCUCUCGACAGUGCAGGAUUCGCUUGGAGUCGAUCGGGAAGGCGGUACAGAUCCAGACAAUUUUGAACACGCAUGCGAGAUGAACCAGCGAUGGCGGCUGGAGAUGCUAAAACAUGCAGCAAGUCACCAGCGGAAGAUUUGCUGGCAAGGGUGGGUGUUUAAAGGCGAUCAAGAUAAUUCCUUGCCUCCAUUGCUUGAUUAG
Molecule: messenger RNA, 1257 nt
Organism: Uncinocarpus reesii 1704
Lineage: Eukaryota; Fungi; Ascomycota; Eurotiomycetes; Onygenales; Onygenaceae
Exons: 2
Coding region: 1-1257 (418 amino acids)
Cellular component (GO): mitochondrion
Source: RefSeq, a predicted model, not a curated record